Adineta steineri is the source of this 1629-nucleotide messenger RNA. The record is from the annotation of a GenBank genome assembly. Lineage: Eukaryota; Metazoa; Rotifera; Eurotatoria; Adinetida; Adinetidae.
AUGAUUAUACAAAUAUUUACUUUCUUUUCGAUCUUUAACUGUGGUGUCACUAGUUUACAAGCUAGUGAUUUUUAUAUCCAUGAUUUACCUCUUUUACCUAAAGAGGAAUCUUCCAUUCGUAUGCAUGCUGGAUAUUUACCGAUCAAUCCAGAAAAUGAUAGUGCCUUAUUCUUUUGGCAUUUUGCUAAGAAAUUUAUAGGUGAUAAAUCAAGAACAGUGAUUUGGUUGAAUGGAGGCCCUGGUCAAAGUAGUCUUAUUGGGGCUUGGACAGAAAUUGGUCCGUUUCGCUUUCUAAACGAAACUACAAUAGUUGCAAAUAAUGGAUCCUGGCAUUUAUAUACUAAUCUUUUGUUCAUCGAUCAGCCUAUUGGUACUGGUUUUUCUUACACUGAUAAAGGUUCAUUCAUUCAAGAACUCGACAAAAUGGCCGAUCAAUUUCUCAGUUUCCUCGAUAGAUAUGUCGAGAUUUUUCCAGAAUUACUUCAGGAUGAUAUAUAUUUAGCUGGUGAAUCUUUUGCUGGUCAGUAUAUACCAUAUAUUGCACAAGCGAUUCUUCAAAAGCGAUCACUAUUCAAACUGCGUGGUCUUCUAAUUGGAAACGGAUGGAUUGAUCCUGUUUCUACCUAUAACUCAUAUUUGCCAUUUGCAAUUAAAAAUAAUUUAGUAAAAAAAGACUCUAAACUCUAUUCUAUCAUUACUGGCAUGGCUGUCGAAUGCAAGCAGAUAUUAUCAAAACAAGUACAUAUUUUUGAACCUGAAUGUUACUCUAUUCUUCGUCUGAUAAUAUAUAAUGGUAUGAUGAACCAAUACUUCAUAGGGAACGAAACAGAUUUAUGUAUCAAUGCACAUGAUAUUCGACAAGCUGCAAUGAAACCUGAUUGUGGUAUGUUAGGACCACCUGAUUUUGACUAUGUCUCCAAUUAUUUGAAUCGGCAAGAUGUCCUAUCCAGUAUUCAUGUAAAUGGCAAGAAAUCUAAUUGGUCAUCUAUCGAAGCAUCUGUUUUUCUUGCAUUUAUAUCAACUCAUUCUGAACCAUCGAUCAACUUGUUGCCUGAUUUACUUCGACAAAUUCCAAUCGUGCUCUUUAGUGGUGAAUAUGAUUUAAUUUGUAAUCAUUUGGCAACAGAGAAUAUGUUAGAUGGUAUGACAUGGAAUGAUAAAACUGGUUUUAAUUUAGGAAAUGGAACAGUGGCUCCGAUCGAUCCAUGGAUUGUGGAAGGCGAAACCGCAGGUUUCAUUCAAUAUGCACGUAAUUUAACUUAUAUUCUUUUCCACAAUGCUGGUCAUAUGGUACCUUAUAAUCAAGGACGUCGAUCACGUGCUAUGCUACAUCAAUUUAUACAACUGAACUUAACUCAUUCCAGCAAUCAAACAAUGGAGAAUAAUAAUACAGGGGUUAAUCCAAUCAUGCAUCGUUAUUUUAAGCAUUUUAUAUUAAUUGUAUUUACUGUAAUUAUUACUGUUAUAGCUCUUACUGGUAUUAUUAGAUAUUUUGCUUGCAAGCUGCAACAAAGUGUACUAACAGUACCGUAUCAUUCUCCGAAUUUAUUUCGAUCAAAACAACAACCAACAAUGUAUACACUUUUGAAUGGAAAUCGUGAUGUAUUAGAUGAUAAAAUUUCAGCGUAA